AUGGACCGCCAGUUAACAUCCGCCAACGAACAAACGACUGAGCUCCUCAAGACAACGGACCAUGUCCUGAUCCAACUCAACGAAGCGAAACGUCUGCGAGAAGUGAAUGAUCCUGGUCUCAAUCCCAGCGAGCGAGAGUGGAUUGAUUGUAUUAUUAAAGAUACUGCGGAUGCUGCCCAUGAAAUUGCGGUAAUUUUGGAGCCCGCACGUAUUGAAAGAGAAACGGGUAAUGGCAAGCUCGGGUUGGGAAGACAACUACGGUGGUUGUACCGGGACAAGCAAAGGGCCCAAGAUAAGAAGAAUCGACUUUUGAUUUGCUAUCAGAGUCUGAUGAUGGCUCUUAAUCAUCUUCAACGGGUAUCCCUGCCCAAGACGAUGACCAGACCUGGAUUUGUUCAUGAACUUGGGGCUGAAGUGCCGUCGACAUUCGUGGAUGAACUAUCCAAUAGUCAACGAUCUGGGUCGGGCAUUAGUGGAGUUACAGAUACAACUAAGAGUUCCAUGAGCCCAGCAAGUCCAAAUGAGGAGUUACAGGACAUGUUGACAUGGCGUCGGUCAAAGGGAGCUCAGGUGCAACCGUGA
This is a messenger RNA of Penicillium expansum, 582 nucleotides long. RefSeq lists its product as uncharacterized. The coding region runs from base 1 to 582 and encodes 193 amino acids. Lineage: Eukaryota; Fungi; Ascomycota; Eurotiomycetes; Eurotiales; Aspergillaceae. The transcript has a single exon. The record is from RefSeq and is a predicted model, not a curated record.